AUCCACAUUGGGGUUCCAGGGAGAGCUCAUCUUGCUUGCAGAGGCAUUUAUUAUAGUGGUUGCUGUUUUGUGGAGAGCAUCGAUUUUGCCUGGAGCAAUUUCUGAAACAGGAGACGGGAGCUCAAGGAGGGAUUAGAUUAGAGGCUAGGAUUUAGAGCUUCCUGUGUUUUUUUUCCACAACAUGGCGACGGCUAUGGAGGUCACCGCUGUGACGGAGAAGGGUAUCGCUCCCGUUGUGGCGGUCAAGUCGUUUCUGCCGGAGCCUGUUGUAGCGGAGCUCGACGAGGAGGAUUUGUAUACGAGGCAGAAGCUCUUGCAGCGGCAGUUGGAGUUUGUGGAUAUUCAGGAGGAGUAUAUCAAGGACGAGCAGAAGAAUUUGAAGCGGGAGUUACUUAGGGCACAAGAAGAGGUGAAGCGGAUCCAAUCCGUGCCGCUUGUGAUUGGGCAGUUUAUUGAGAUGGUGGACCAAAACAAUGGAAUUGUUGGGUCGACGACUGGGUCGAAUUAUUACGUGAGAAUCCUGAGUACGAUCAAUCGGGAGCUUUUGAAGCCAUCAUCUUCAGUUGCGCUUCAUAGGCACUCCAAUGCGCUAGUCGAUGUGCUGCCUCCUGAAGCCGAUUCUAGCAUUUCGUUGUUGACACAAUCGGAGAAGCCUGAUGUGUCGUAUAACGAUAUUGGUGGGUGUGACAUUCAGAAGCAAGAGAUUAGGGAAGCAGUAGAGCUUCCACUUACUCACCACGAGUUAUAUAAGCAGAUUGGUAUUGACCCACCCCGAGGCGUGUUGCUGUAUGGGCCUCCUGGAACGGGAAAGACCAUGCUUGCCAAGGCAGUCGCUCAUCACACUACCGCCGCUUUCAUCCGUGUUGUUGGUUCUGAGUUUGUACAAAAGUAUCUCGGAGAGGGUCCCCGUAUGGUGCGUGAUGUGUUCCGACUGGCGAAGGAGAACGCCCCAGCCAUUAUCUUUAUUGAUGAAAUUGAUGCAAUUGCAACAGCUCGUUUCGACGCUCAAACUGGGGCAGACAGAGAGGUUCAGCGUAUCCUUAUGGAACUUCUGAAUCAGAUGGAUGGUUUUGAUCAAACAGUCAAUGUUAAAGUGAUCAUGGCUACCAACCGGGCAGAUACUCUAGACCCCGCUUUGUUGCGACCUGGACGUCUUGAUCGAAAGAUUGAAUUUCCACUGCCUGACAGGAGACAAAAGCGUAUGGUCUUCCAGGUAUGUACAGCAAAGAUGAACUUAAGUGAGGAAGUUGAUCUAGAAGAUUAUGUUUCUAGGCCUGACAAGAUAAGUGCUGCCGAGAUUUCUGCCAUCUGUCAGGAGGCUGGUAUGCAUGCAGUCAGAAAGAAUCGUUAUGUGAUUUUGCCCAAGGAUUUUGAGAAGGGCUACAGAUCCAACGUCAAAAAGUCGGACACAGACUUUGAGUUCUACAGAUAGACGCGUGUAUCUAUCUUUGGAUCUUAAGCAGGCAGGCAGCUGGACGGCUAGUAGUUGAAACUGCCUUGGUUCAGUAAUUCCCUUAUUUAUCUGAAUCAGCUCGUGGAGGGGCCUCCUGUUUUCGGCACUUGCACGGUAGAUUUUGUAAAGACUCAUCAAAUAGCUAAAUCUCUUACUAAUGAAUGGUAUCAAACAAUGCGACUACGGUUUUGGUCUCAUUCUUCGAGAACUCCUACCUA
Physcomitrium patens is the source of this 1671-nucleotide messenger RNA. RefSeq names its product 26S proteasome regulatory subunit 6B homolog. The record is from RefSeq and is a predicted model, not a curated record. Gene Ontology annotation, molecular function: ATP hydrolysis activity; ATP binding. Lineage: Eukaryota; Viridiplantae; Streptophyta; Bryopsida; Funariales; Funariaceae.